Molecule: messenger RNA, 1968 nt
Organism: Candida albicans SC5314
Lineage: Eukaryota; Fungi; Ascomycota; Pichiomycetes; Serinales; Debaryomycetaceae
Gene: HST1
Product: histone deacetylase
Exons: 1
Coding region: 1-1968 (655 amino acids)
Molecular function (GO): NAD+ binding
Source: RefSeq, a predicted model, not a curated record
AUGCCUGGUGAUAAUGACAUUGUAUUAGUAGAUUCAAGUUCAGAUAAUGAAGAAGAAAGAGAAGAAGAUGAUGAUGAUGAAUCACAACAUAGAGAAAUCAAGAAAUUUAAACCUAAUCCUAAUCCAUCUCAAACAAGAGAUAUGAAUGAAUCUCACGUGAUAAAUAAGAGCAAUUUUUCAACUGUACCAUUUAAUGCAGUCUCAUCAUCAUCAUCAUCUGAUAAUGACCAGGACAACGACGAAGAGGAAGAGGAAGAGGAAGAGGAAGAGGAAGAGGAAGAGGAAGAGGAAGAGGAAGAGGAAGAGGAAGAGGAAGAGGAAGAGGAAGAGGAAGAGGAAGAAUCAGAAAUAAAUGGGAAUCAAAUACUGCUUAGCAUUGAUGAUGAGUAUGAUUCAGAAGGAUUAACUAAAGAAUCAUCAAGAACUCCAAUUGGUAGUAAUACAUCUGAUAUAAUAAUCAAUGGAGUAACGAUAAUAACAAAUAAUAAUGAUAGUUCUUUAGUUGCAUCAUCAUCUGACGAUGAUGACGAUGAUGACGAUGAUGACGAUAAGGAUGACGACAACGACGAUGAUGCUAGUGAUUUGGAAUCGGAUUUUGCUUUUGAAGAAAUACCACCUUCAUUAAUUAUGGAAACCAGAAAAUAUCUUAAACAAAAUGGUACGAUGAAAUUUCUUGAAAAAUAUUUACCUACAGCAGCAUCAAUUGAAAAUAUCAUUAAAUUAAUAUUACAAUUAGGUUUUGUCCCCAAACGGAAACUAAAUAAUGGUUUGGAUGAAAAUGAUAUUAUGGAAUAUAUCAAAAUAUUAAAUCAUGCGAUAAUAAAAGUGAAAUCAAUACGAGAAAGAAGAGAAGAUAUAACCACCAUUAAUGAUGCCCUUAAAUUAAUUGAAAAUUCAAAAAAUAUUAUGGUUAUAACUGGAGCUGGAAUUUCAACUAGUUUAGGAAUCCCUGAUUUCCGAUCAUCUCAAGGAUUUUAUUCAAUGAUUCAACAUUUAGGACUUUCGGAUCCACAAGAAGUUUUCGAUUUAGAUUUAUUCUUGAAUGAUCCUAAUAUAUUUUAUUCAAUUGCUCAUAUGAUAUUACCACCAAAUCACAUUUAUAGUCCUUUACAUUCAUUUAUUAAAUUAUUACAAGAUAAAAAUAAAUUAUUAAGAAAUUAUACUCAAAAUAUUGAUAAUUUAGAAAGUUAUGCUGGAAUACAUAAAGAAAAUUUGAUUCAAUGUCAUGGAUCAUUUGCUACUGCUAGUUGUAUAACUUGUGGUUAUAAAGUUGAUGGAGAAAUUAUAUUUCCAGAAAUUAAAAAUAAGGAAAUUCCUUAUUGUCCUAAAUGUAAUGAAGUUAAACAAUCAAUACUAAAAAAGGGAAAAAAAACUAAAUCUAAAUCCAAAAAGAAAAAGAAAAAGAAAAACAAACCCUAUGAUGACGAUGACGAGGAAGAGGAAGAGGGAGAAACUUAUUUUCAUGAAAGUUUUGGAGUCAUGAAACCAGAUAUAACAUUUUUCGGAGAACAAUUACCAGAAAAUUUCAAAAUUGCUAUAAAUCAAGACAUUAAUAAAGUUGAUUUAGUUCUAGUUAUAGGUACAUCAUUAAAAGUUGCCCCCGUUGCUGAUAUAGUAGGGAAAAUACCUGAACAUAUCCCACAAAUUUUAUUAAAUAAAGAUCCUAUAAAUCAUUGUCAAUUUGAUGUUAGUUUAUUGGGUUAUUGUGAUGAUGUUGCUAGUUAUAUUGCUAAUGAAUUAGGUGAAUCUUGGGAUUUACCUCAUCCUGAUUAUAAUAAAAUCCGUGGAGAAAAAAACGGAGAAAAUUUACUGGUUCAAUUACUUGAUUCAACUUUAAGAGAAUAUCUAAUAAGUAAUAAAAAGAAUGAUUUGAGUAGUGAACAAGAACAAAAUAAAAUGGGAGAAGAAAACAGGAAAGUGGAAGAAAGUGGAAGACGACCAAACGAAAGUGGAGGUAAAAGUGGAUGA